Molecule: messenger RNA, 2241 nt
Organism: Hipposideros armiger (great roundleaf bat)
Lineage: Eukaryota; Metazoa; Chordata; Mammalia; Chiroptera; Hipposideridae
Product: teneurin-1-like
Exons: 12
Coding region: 94-2241 (715 amino acids)
Biological process (GO): neuron development; signal transduction; heterophilic cell-cell adhesion
Cellular component (GO): membrane; neuron projection
Molecular function (GO): protein homodimerization activity; cell adhesion molecule binding; protein heterodimerization activity
Source: RefSeq, a predicted model, not a curated record
GUCAGGCGAGUAUGGGCUGCUUACAUUAAAGGAACUCCUCUUCCUGGUUUUUUGUUUUUUGUUUUUCAUAAAACUGAACUUGCUCAAUCAGAGAUGGAACAAACGGACUGCAAACCCUACCAGCCUCUGUCAAAAGUCAAGCAUGAAAUGGAUCUAGCUUAUACCAGUUCUUCCGAUGAGAGUGAAGAUGGAAGAAAACCAAGACAGUCAUACAACUCCAGAGAAGCUCUGCAUGAGUAUAACCAAGAGCUGAGGAUAAAUUAUAAUAGCCAGAGUAGGAAAAGGAAAGAAGUAGAUAAAUCUACUCAAGAGAUGGGAUUCUGUGAAACUCCUCACACUCUCUGCUCUGGCUACCAGACAGACAUGCACAGUGUUUCUCGGCACGGCUACCAGCUAGAGAUGGGAUCUGAUGUGGAUACAGAGACAGAAGGCGCUGCCUCACCUGACCAUGCGCUAAGAAUGUGGAUAAGGGGGAUGAAAUCAGAGCAUAGUUCCUGUUUGUCCAGCCGAGCCAACUCUGCAUUGUCCCUGACUGACACUGACCAUGAAAGGAAGUCUGAUGGGGAAAAUGGUUUUAAAUUCUCUCCUGUUUGUUGUGACAUGGAAGCUCAAGCUGGGUCUACUCAAGACAUGCAGAGCAGCCCACACAACCAGUUCACCUUCAGACCCCUCCCACCUCCACCUCCACCUCCUCAUGCUUGCACCUGUGCUAGGAAGCCAGCCCCUGCAGUGGACUCUCUUCAGAGGAGAUCAAUGACUACCCGCAGCCAGCCCAGCCCAGCUGCACCGGCUCCCCCAACCAGUUCACAGGACUCAGUUCAUCUGCAUAACAGCUGGGUCUUGAAUAGCAACAUACCACUGGAGACCAGGCAUUUCCUAUUCAAACACGGAUCUGGUUCUUCAGCGAUCUUCAGUGCAGCCAGUCAGAACUACCCUCUGACGUCCAAUACUGUGUACUCGCCCCCUCCCAGGCCACUUCCUCGAAGCACCUUUUCCAGACCUGCUUUUACCUUUAACAAACCUUACAGGUGCUGCAAUUGGAAGUGUACAGCCUUGAGCGCCACGGCAAUCACAGUGACUUUGGCCUUGUUACUAGCCUAUGUGAUUGCAGUACAUUUGUUCGGCCUGACUUGGCAGUUGCAACCAGUUGAAGGACAGCUCUAUGAAAAUGGAGUUAGCAAGGGGAACAGAGGGACCGAAUCCAUGGAUACUACUUACUCUCCAAUUGGAGGAAAAGUUUCCGAUAAAUCAGAGAAAAAAGUGUUUCAGAAGGGACGGGCAAUAGACACCGGAGAAGUUGACAUUGGUGCACAGGUCAUGCAAACCAUUCCACCUGGCUUAUUCUGGCGUUUCCAGAUUACUAUCCACCAUCCAAUAUAUCUGAAAUUCAAUAUUUCUUUGGCCAAGGACUCUCUGCUGGGAAUUUAUGGCAGAAGAAACAUUCCGCCUACACACACUCAGUUUGAUUUUGUAAAACUAAUGGAUGGGAAACAACUGGUCAAAGAAGACUCCAAGAGUUCUGAUGACAGCCAGCAAUCCCCUCAGAACCUGAUCUUAACCUCACUUCAGGAGACAGGUUUCAUAGAGUACAUGGACCAAGGGCCUUGGUAUCUAGCAUUUUACAAUGAUGGAAAAAAGAUGGAGCAAGUAUUUUUGUUAACUACAGCAAUUGAAAUAAUGGAUGACUGUUCAACAAAUUGCAAUGGGAAUGGAGAAUGUAUUUCUGGACAUUGUCAUUGUUUCCCAGGAUUCCUUGGGCCUGACUGUGCUAGAGAUUCGUGCCCUGUGCUGUGUGGUGGGAAUGGAGAAUAUGAGAAAGGACAUUGUGUCUGCCAAAAUGGCUGGAAGGGGCCAGAGUGUGACGUUCCAGAAGAGCAAUGUGUUGACCCAACUUGCUUUGGUCACGGCACCUGCAUCAUGGGAGUCUGCAUCUGUGUGCCAGGAUACAAAGGAGAAAUAUGCGAGGAAGAGGACUGCUUAGACCCAAUGUGUUCCAGCCAUGGCAUCUGUGUGAAAGGAGAAUGUCACUGUUCUACUGGUUGGGGAGGAAUCAACUGUGAAACUCCACUUCCUAUAUGUCAAGAGCAGUGCUCAGGACAUGGGACUUUUCUUCUAGACACUGGAAUGUGCAGCUGUGACCCCAAGUGGACAGGAUCUGACUGCUCAACAGGUACAUUAGAAUUAUUUCCAUCUUCUCCUUCCUCCACUUCCAGGUUCUCACUGGAUUUUGCCAUAAGGUAG